AUGGACUCUACAAAUGGCGAGGGUGUCUCUAUUGAGGACAAGCUGGACCGUAUAAGGUUGCAGAUCAACUCAAAGCUGGACAACCAGAAACAACUGGCCAUCAUUCUAUCAGCUGUCGAGGAGAACAUCGAGGAGCAGAAGACCAAGAAGAGUGAGGUUGCCUACUUUGUCUCUUUUCUAGGACUUUUGCAGCAGAGUAUUCAAAAUGAUGAAAUUGUGGACUUGAGCUUGGCCACGGUGUCGGCAUACUUCUUGGACUUGUUCUUCCCAUAUCUUCCAGCACAACUGCUGAAGUCGAGGUUUUCAGAUAUACUCACCAUGUUGGCCCCUGCCUUGACGAAUGAGGCCUCGGAAGCCCCUUUGAUUAGAUCUUCUGUUGGUGCUUUGGAAGCCUUGCUGUUGGCCCAGGAUCAUGCCUCGUGGGGAUCCAAUGUGAGUGUCUCUCCAAGAAGAGGUUUGUACGGUCUAUUGGAGCUGUCAUUGGACCCAAGACCAAAAGUCAGAAAGAGAGCUCAGGAAGCCGUCCAUAAGAUCCUGUCACUGCCACCACCUGGCCCAACUGUGGAGCAUCCUGCUGCCAACUUGCCAGCCGAGUUUGUGCUGGAAUCCUUGGUGGAGCUGUUGAAGAGUAGAAACAAAAAUAAGGCCCAUACUGAUAAAGACCUGAGUUCAAAGAUGAUCCACAACUUGCAGUUGAUCACUUCCAUCACAUCUGCAAAUGCCUGGCCUUCAAGACAAAUUGAGCCAUUGUGUGAUGCCCUAUUGGAACUCUCCAAGACCACAGACCAGUAUCUGGUUUCCGGUGUUUUCAACGCAUUCGAAGGGCUUUUCAGUUCAAUGAACGACGAGAUUGAUAAAGACAGAUUUGUUGCCGUUUUGAACAUUAUUUUCGAUUUGAAGCCUUCUGUAAAUGAUGUGCAUCUUGCUGCUUCUUGGUUGGCCGUUGUCGCCAAGGCUGUGAGUUCAUACGCCAAGGUGGAUUCUUUGGCAUGUUUGGCCAAGCUUCCUGAUGUCUUUAAAAUUGUGAUGCAAUAUUUUGCAUCUGAUUCUGAGAAUAUCUACAUCAGUGCGUCUCAGUGUUUAAUUGCCAUUAUUGUUGAGGGCAUUGAAGACAACUCUUUGCUCCAGCCUUCCAAGUCUAACGGUGUUGAUAACCGGACCUACGAAGCUGUUGAUGAUGUGAUUACUGAGAUCGCUGAAGUCACGUUGACCCUCUGUGGAGUCAAAUACGCACAUGCUGCCAAAGAGGUCAUGGAGCUGUUGACUGCCAUUUUUACGAAGCUGAGGGUUAGAUCCAACCCUGAUUUCUUGCCUCAUUUGGAACAGGUUGGAAAUUGGAGAUCCGAUGAAGAACGUUUCCAGUACAAAGCUGAGGCUGAUGCUGUUAUUUCCUCGGCUCUUCUUGCUCUUGGACCCGAGGUUGUGAUCUCUGUUCUUCCUCUUAACCUGGAUAGGCCAGACCAGGUGGGAAGGGCCUGGUUACUGCCAUUGUUGAGAGAUAAUAUCAGAAACGCCAAACUCGGCUUCUUCCUCUCAUACUUUUCACCAUUGUUGGAAUUUUUCGCUGAAAAAGUGGAGAAUGCGGAGGACAAACAAUCCAUGCACAUCAAGAUCUUUCAGACCAUCAUUGAUCAAGUGUGGUCUCUCUUGCCACACUUUUGUGACUUGCCAUUAGACCUCAGAUCAAGUUUCACAGACGAAUUUGCUGCAAAACUGUCGGGAUUGCUGUAUGAAAAAGUUGAACUCCGUGUGACCAUCUGCCAUUCUUUGAAGCUGCUCGUGGAGAGUAACCUUGCAUAUGCAGAUGGUGCAUUGACCGAUGACCUAAUGAUGCAGCAACAAUUUCCAGAAAGUGAGGCCAAAAAGAACGUCAAAUAUUUGGCAGCAAAGGCCUCGAAGAUUCUUUCGGUUCUUUUCAACGUUUUCACGCAGACCGCUGCUUCGUCCAGGGGAUAUGUUCUGGAGACCAUCGAUGCCUACCUGCAGAUCACUCCCAAGGAUGAACUGGAAGCCACCUUCAACAAAGUUUGUGGAAUCCUUAAAAAUGCCAUGGAUGAAGAAGCUUCUGGAAAACCUUCGCAGAAGAAGGAAUCUGUUGAUUUCCCCAAAAUGAGCAUCACUAUGAUGGACCUGGUGGUUGCCAUGUCCAAGUAUGUUCCUGAGACGUCGCACAAUGCCCUGCUGACAAUUUUCAACCAAACUCUUACAUACCAAGAUGCUUCCAUUCAGAAGCGUUCUUAUCGUAUCUUGACAAAAAUGUUCGAAACUGAGGCCGGUGUUGAGUCUGCGAAGAAGUACUUGAGAGACAUUGAGAGCUCCAUCAUUGCCUCCACAGAUUCUUUGAUAGCCACAGCCAAGGCCUCGCGAUUAGCUGCAAUUGUUGCCAUUAUUGACAUUUUGCCUUCGUCGGAUCUGUUUUUCAUUCCUUCAGUGCUAUCAGAAAUUAUUAUGGCAACCAAGAACGUGAAUGAGAAGACCAGAGAAUUGUCCUAUGCGGCCCUCAUCAAGAUGGGUAAUAAGAUGGAGGAGGGCGGUGUCAUUGAGAAUUCCAAGGUUCCUUCAAUGGAUCCAGAAAUGCCUGAUUCAGAGGCUAAUUUAGAAACUUAUUUCACCAUGUGUUCUGCUGGUUUGGUGGGUUCUACUCCUCAUAUGGUCAGUGCUGCCAUCACUGCCAUGAGCUGUCUGCUCUACGAAUUUCGUCCCAGAAUGAACACCGAGCUGUUGUUAGAGAUAUCCACCACCGUUGAGCUGUUUUUGGAGUCUAACAACAGAGAAGUUGUCAAAUCUGCAAUUGGUUUCGUGAAGGUUGCCGUUCUGACCUUGCCAAUUGAGAUUGUUGCCGGUAACCUUGGCGCUUUACUGCCUAACUUGAUGAGAUGGUCCCACGAACAUAAGGGACAUUUCAAAUCGAAAAUAAAGCAUAUCAUUGAGAGAAUGAUCAGAAGAUUUGGCUACGAUACCAUUGAAGCCAAUUUCCCAGAAGAAGACAAGAAACUGCUGCUGAACAUCAAGAAGUCCAAGGACAGAGCCAAGAGGAAGCAGCAGCAAGAGCCUGAGCAGGAGAAGAGAACUGAGGCUAAGACGACAUAUGCUUCUGCCUACGAUGAGGCUCUCUACAAAUCCUCGGACGAGGAAGAUUCAGAUGAAGAAAUGGAGGAGGCACAGGCACCUAGAAGAGGUGAUCAUGGCAAUAACAGGUACAUCUCUGAGUCCAAGGGUGCUCCUCUGGAUUUGCUUGAUCGUCAAGCGAUUUCGCGUAUCACGUCUUCCAAUCCUAAAAAUGCCCGCAAACCAAAUUCCAAUGCCUCAAACUUCAAGUCCAGAAACGGCAGAAUUGUUAUUGAUGCUGGUGAAGAUGAGGAUCCAUUCAAGGGUAAGGACUCUGGCUUGAAUGCCUAUGUGGAAGCUGUGAAGCAGGGCCCGGUUAGGGGACAAAGGAACAAGCUCAAGUUCAAAAGAGGUAAAAAUGCUCGUGAUGAUGAUUUCGGUGAUGAUGAUGAAGACGACAAGCCGGUUUCGAGACCAAAUGGCAGAGGAAACUCCUUUGCUGGUUCUCGUGGUGGAAGAGUUAGCAAGCCAAGAGGAGGAGGCCCGCCAAGAGGAGGUCCCAAAUUCAAGUCCAGAAAGAAGUUGUAA
Kuraishia capsulata CBS 1993 is the source of this 3636-nucleotide messenger RNA. RefSeq lists its product as uncharacterized. Lineage: Eukaryota; Fungi; Ascomycota; Pichiomycetes; Pichiales; Pichiaceae. The transcript has a single exon. The record is from RefSeq and is a predicted model, not a curated record. The coding region runs from base 1 to 3636 and encodes 1211 amino acids.